AUGUCUAAAAGCACAAACAAUAACAUCAUAAUUUAACUUAAUAAAAGCGCUUAGCAAAUCCAGAAUAAUAAUACUACAAAAGCAAGCAAUGUUGGAAACACUUCCAAGUUCAAUCUCAGAGCAGAUAGUGAGCAGUAAAAUUCAUCAGUAUAUGAUGACACUCAUUUCAAUAGCUCAUUUUUCACGAUAAGAAAUGGAAAUAAGCCAAACGAAAAAGUGAAGAAAAUUGCAUAAAAAGAUUAAUAAAUUACCCCUACUAUUCUUGAGAAAAACAACUUUGACAGAGAUGCUUAUUCAACAAUCUAAAAUCCAAAGUAAAACAAGUCAGUCAGGAAUGAGUAUGGAUCGCUCUCCUAAUUGAUGGCAAAAUCACAAUAAAGAUACCUUUAGAGUAGAUAAAAAAAGCUAGAUCAGAGCACGUUAGGUAACCGUGAUGAGAGUUUGGAAGCUAGUAAAAAUUCACUUAAUAAUUUUCUUAAAAAUAGAAAGUAACUUUUAAAAAAUGAAUUAAACUACUAAAGCCUAAACUAAAAGGGACUUAAGCCUAAUAUGAGCAUUCAAAACAGAACAUUUACAGCUCAACCAAUUGUCCAAUCUAAUAACAGCAAAUUUAAUUAAAAUACUUAUUAAUAUUCAACAGAUACUUAGUCAUUCUCGUAACACCUAAGUGAAAAUAUGAAUCUUACCUCCUUCAAAUAAAAAUUCUUUAACAAAAUCAAAAAUAAAACGAAGUCCAAUACAAAUCUAAAUGAAGAUGUUAAUUUAAUAAAUAGAACAUAGAACAGUUCAAAUUAAAAUGUUUAAAGAUUUGAAAUACCUCAAAUUAAAAUUAUUAGAAAUAGUGAAUCUGAGAGUAGCGAUUCACCAAUUAAUAUCAAGAUAGGUCAAGGUGAAUAAUUUUUAAAUCAAAAUAAAAGAUCCAUAAGGACAAAGUAAAAAUUAGAGGACAGCAAACCUAUAAAGUAAACUGAUAGAAAUAAGACUAUACACUAACAAAGAAAAGAUUCCAUUGAGAGUCAUAAAUCUUCCUAACAGAGCAAUCAGUUUUUAGGGCAUCCUAAUAAAAUGAAGAAUUUUUACAAUCUGGCAUAGAAAGUGAAAGAUGAUAUCGUAAUAGAAAGAACCAAUACUAAUGAAUCCUCAUUGAUAUCUCAUGAUGAAAAAGUAUUCAGUCCCAAGAAGUACUAGGAGUAUAAAGAAAGAGCAGAAAAAAUAGUUAAAGAUGAGGAGUAAUAAGACUAAGAUUUGAUAGAUUAAGAAACCUGGGAGGUGCUAUUCCAAAUUCAAAAAUCAAAAUAAGGUCCCUUAUAAAUUAGGAAUAGCAUCCGAUUUUUCCUCACAAAUACAGAGAUUCAUAAGAGGCUAUUAAAUAAUUAGAAAAAUUUUGAAGAAGUCCAAACAGAAGUCUAAGAAUACCUUAACAAUGUCUCCCCAAAGAGACCUUCGAAAAAUAUAGAUUUGAAAGAGAUUCAAAAAAUGAGAGACUAGAUUUAAUCCUAAUAGAUAGAAAAAUUUAAGGAGCAAAAGAUUGAGGAACUUAAGUUGAAGUAUUAGAGUAGCUAGACAUAUAAGCCAAGUCAAAUGAUUACAAUCAAGGAAGAUAGAAAAACCCUGAAAGAUCUUAAGAUAAUUAAAGAGGAGCAAUAGUAACAGCAUUCAUUAUCAUAGUCAUAGGAAUCUCGGAAACAAGAUUAAACGUUACAAGUAGAUAAAAAGGAUAAAUAGAAGGAACUUAAAAUGAAAUUAAAACGGCAAGCAAUGCAAAAAAAUGGUAUGAAUUUCAUUAAGCUAAAUGAAAUGAUCUCAACUCUUAGAGAUAGGCUAGGAUUCGUUUCUAAGAAAUAAAAGAUCAAAGAGCUGUUUAAGCAAAUUGCAGAGGAUAUCUAUGAAAACAAAAAGGAAAAGAGUAGAAUAUCUAAAUCAUCUAGAAUCAUAAACAGAUCUUAGAUGGCAGGUGAAGACUCAAUAUUUUUUAAUGACUAGAACAGUAGUUAAUCAAUAAUUAAAAAUGAUAGAAACUUCUAAACUGUCAAUAAUUUCUCUAAAAACAUUUUAAGCAAAGAGAAAUAUUCCUUAUCUCAAGAUCCCAAAUAUAAUACAAUAACUGAACCUAAAUUUAACAUACGCCUUGAGAAGGCUUAACAGAGCACCUCUUCCUACGGCCACUAAUCCUGCAAGCUUAAGUAUAAUGAAUCUCUCAAAGCUUACAGUCAAGCAAACAUAAAAUUAGAAUAAUCCAACUCAAUUAAAGAGUACUCCUCACAGUUGUUAUCUUAGAUUCUCCGCAAGACUCCAGAUCAAAAUGAUGACUUUAACAAUAAUGAGAGUCCUUUAGGUAUAUUUGAUUAACCUAGACCUUCAGACCCCUUGAAACCAGGGAAUAUAAGUGUUGUGAGAGAUAUUAUGGGCUCUCUGUACUCUGAUGAAAAAUGGUCUAAAAUUGCGAGCAAUCCGUAAUUCUCUAAAGUUAUGGAACUAAUGUGUGAUUUCUAUGGCAUGAAAAGUAAAGUUAAUAAUAAAUAUGAUAAUGACCCGAGGUUUUUGCUAGCAUAGAAGCAAUUCAAAAAAUAUUUCAAGGAAGAAAAUUAGCUUAAGGCUGUGAAUACCUUGAUUAAACUUCAAACAGAUAAGUUAAUUAAUGAGGAGGAUGAUGAGGAGAAAAAAUCUGUCAAGAAGGAAUAGUAAUUUAACAAGCUGUUACAAGCAGCUGGAAAGUCUGACGAAAUAAUUGAUAAUAACCUUAAGAAUCAAUCUCAGAUCAUGAACAGAUAUUCCAAGUUUCUCAAUAAAUGCUUUUUUAUUGCUCAAGAUGAUUUCAUUAAGAAAAAGUACAAGCAAUAUAUAACAAAAACUGGAUAAGCUGGAGGCUAAAAUUUCUAUAAAAGAAUGGAAAAAGAUACUUAAUUGAGAAAAGAAAAGCAAUAACAAACAAUAUUUGAUAUGAAGUCAACAUAUUUUAAUUAGAAAUCAACAAUAGAUAAGGCAAGUAAUCGUGAUUCUAGUACUGAUAUUGAUCAAAAGACUAGUUUUAGAAGGCCUAUUAUUCCAAAGAUUAAUAAUAAAAUGCCCUCUAAUCCUUCAUUAGUUCCAUUUGAAUGUAAUCAUCCUAAAGUUGAAUAAGAUGAUUUAUUAAUGCCAUCUAUUGAAGAAACUGAUUUAUUACUGAUGUCAAGAUCAAAAUCAUCGUCAACUUAUGCAGGGUCUACAAAAUAUGGUACAGGUGCUCCUAAAAAUGAAAUAGCUAGAAAUAAAUUGUUUGGUGAAUUAGCUUUUGAGAGAAUAGAGGAGGAAAGAGGAACUUAUGAAAGUUUUAAAAAGAUUAGACCUUCUAGAAUUUAAGGUAUAAGUGGUGAUUAGAUUAUUGAUUUGAAGAUUUAAGAUCUUGAAUUUAAGAUUAUGACUAAGAAACGCAAGGAUAAAAUGAAAAGCUUUUCAGAAAAUCGAAUAUAUUGA
Molecule: messenger RNA, 3453 nt
Organism: Stylonychia lemnae
Lineage: Eukaryota; Ciliophora; Spirotrichea; Sporadotrichida; Oxytrichidae
Source: the annotation of a GenBank genome assembly